AUGAGCGCACUUAACGUACCUACUAAGAAGCCUGUUAGAGUUUGGGUCGAUGGUUGCUUUGACAUGAUGCAUUACGGCCAUGCCAAUGCUUUGAGACAGGCUAAGGCCAUGGGUGACUUUCUCAUUGUUGGUGUUCACUCUGAUGCCGAGAUUGAAAAGAACAAAGGUCCUACUGUGAUGAAGGAAGACGAGAGAUAUGCUGCUGUUGCUGCCUGCAAGUGGGUGGACUUGGUCGUUCCAAAUGCACCAUACAACACAACUGUUGAGGUGUUGAAGGCUCACGAUGUUGAUUUCUGUGUUCACGGUGACGAUAUUACAACCAUGGCUGAUGGAACUGACUGUUAUCAGGCUGUUAAGGACGCUGGUCUGUAUCGUGAGUGCAAGCGUACCGAGGGUGUCUCUACUACCGAACUUGUUGGUCGUAUGCUUUUGAUGACACGCAACCACCACAAGCGGCGCAUGUCAGCUGGUGCCUCGUCCAUCUCGAGCUUUAACUCUGAAGAUCUUGGUUCUUUCAGUGCAAGCAAUUCUCGUGGAAACCCUCGCCAACGCACAACCAUCUCGCACUUCUUGCCUACUUCGAAGCGUAUCGUACAAUUCUCUGAAGGAAAGGAGCCAAAGGAAAACGAUCGUGUAGUAUAUGUGGAUGGUACUUUUGAUCUAUUCCAUGUAGGCCACAUUGAGUUCUUAAAGCGUGCCAAAGAGCUUGGGGACUUUUUGAUAGUUGGUGUUCAUGAUGACCAGACUGUCAAUGCUAUCAAGGGAUCAAAUUAUCCUCUGAUGAACUUACACGAGCGAGCACUUAGUGUUUUGGCCUGUCGGUAUGUCGAUGAAGUUAUUAUCGGUGCACCAUACAGUGUCACAGAAGAUAUCUUGAACAAGGAAUACAAGGUUCAGGUUGUUGCUCACGGAAAUACCUCCAUGGAACCUGAUCUUGAUGGCAACGAUCCUUACAAGCUUGCCAAACAGCGUGGUAUCUACCGUGAGAUUGAAAACCCCAAUUCUACUAUUACUACUGAGGGUAUCAUUGACCGUAUCAUUGAAAACAGAUUGAUCUUUGAGGAACGCCAGAGACGAAAGAAUGCAAAGGCUUUGUUGGAAGCCGAAAAGGAAAUUAAGGAAAAAAAUGCAAAGGCACUAUCUGUGGGAGAGGCAGCUAAAAAAGCAUAAAACAUAUGUAUGUAUGUAAAUUCGUUACUUCAAAGAAUAUUUCAGUAACAAAGGGUUAUACCAUAGCAAAUUUAUAUAAGAAAAUAAAUGUAUUUUUUUUUGAGAUGAAAGGAAUAUAUAUAUAAAGGUAUAUUUUAUAAAAAAAAGAUCUUCUAUUAAAGCUGUCUUCUUUUUACUAU
Molecule: messenger RNA, 1349 nt
Organism: Phycomyces blakesleeanus NRRL 1555(-)
Lineage: Eukaryota; Fungi; Mucoromycota; Mucoromycetes; Mucorales; Phycomycetaceae
Exons: 8
Coding region: 1-1170 (389 amino acids)
Biological process (GO): phosphatidylethanolamine biosynthetic process
Cellular component (GO): cytoplasm
Molecular function (GO): ethanolamine-phosphate cytidylyltransferase activity
Source: RefSeq, a predicted model, not a curated record